Molecule: messenger RNA, 9724 nt
Organism: Coregonus sp. 'balchen'
Lineage: Eukaryota; Metazoa; Chordata; Actinopteri; Salmoniformes; Salmonidae
Source: the annotation of a GenBank genome assembly
GGUUUGUUGACGUCCAUACUCCAUAGCUCGAGACGGAAACAUCAGCAUGAUAAGAGAUGUUCUCGAAUAAUAAUUAAUAGAAGUGUGCGACAGCAAUGUCGUCAGCUCUCUCUUUUAUACAUGCUUUUAGCGUAACGUAUUUGUCAUCUAUAUGAUAACCGGAUAUAGGGACAUAAUCGAAUGUAAGUCUGUGUAAACUUGUGUUUUGUAUUUGUAGCUAGCUAACGUUAGCUAGGCUAGCUAACGUUAGCUAGCUAGCUCGUCAUGUCUGAAACGUCAACAUUACUGAUAACCUGCUGUUGGCCUGGCUGUGCUUUGUCCAAGAUCGUUAGCUACCCAAUAUUUUCGGUUUCAGGCGAAUUCAUAUCGGACCUUCAAGUAAUGUCAUUGUAUCUAGUUAGCUAGCUAGUUAGGGCCGCUAUGGAGAGUUACUUGGUAACGUUAGUUUCAGUUGAUGUGGAGUUAGCGCUAACUGUGUGUGUGCUAGUUAGUAGUAGAAGCAUGGUGUGAAAAUUUGACCAUUGAGGAUAACCACUGCAGCAACUAGCUAGGUACCUAUCUAGCCUGGUCCCACACUUUAUUUACCUUGGCAAAAUAUUCUAUAAUCAUUGUAUGCCAUACAUGUCAUGUCUAUCAUUCAUGUGUUCCCACAUGUUUAUGAUUACCAUGCCUUCUUUUCUUAUUCCACAGAGAGCAGAGCAUUGCCUGUCCACCAUGGCAGCCCAAACCCCUUUACAGAGCGCCUUAAGGGAGUUCUGUCCCCUGUACUACCUGCUCAAUGCAAUACCUGCCAAGGUCCAGAAAGGCUUCCGCUCCGUAGUGGUCUACCUGACUGCUCUGGACACCAACAGCGAUUACAUUGCUGUGGGGAGCAGUAUUGGGAUGCUCUACCUGUACUGCAGGCGAGUCAGCCUGAUGAACAAGUACAACAUAGAGGUGAGUGUCACUUUUUCAUGCAUUGCUUAUUUUAUUAAAUUAUUUUGCACUUUCACCCUAAACCAAAUUUGAUAACAAACAUACAAUUAUUACUGAUUCUUUGAACAAAGUUUUUUUUGCCCCCAGUAAGUAAGUUUGUCAUUAUGUUUAACUGUUAACAUGUUAUUGUAUCUUCCCAGGGGAAAUCUGACGCUAUCACAACAGUGAAGCUGCUCAGUUGUUUUGAUGACUUGGUGGCAGUGGGCACAGCAUCUGGUCGGGUUGCUGUCUUUCAACUUGUGUCUCAACUUCCAGGCAGGAAUAAACAGGUAUGCCAACCAAUCAAUCAACUGAUCUGUUGAUACGAGUAAAGAUAGUGUCAUGUUUUGAGCUUUGUUUUUUAUUUUAUUUUAUUCCCUUUUAAAAUGGAAAGGUGCGAACUUAGCACAUGCUCUGCUCUAGUGUGUGUGUGUGUGUGGUGUGUAUCCGAGAGGUUCGGAAAAAAAACACAAGACACAUUUCCAUCUCAUGUGGACUAAAGUAUAUCUUAUUAUCAUAUUAUGCAAGUGCUUAGUAAAUGUAUCCCUUUGUGUAGCGAAACACUUAGGUCUCUCUCUUUUCUGUAGCUAAGGCGAUUCGAUGUGGUCGGUUUGCAUAAAAGCACAGUCACUGCCUUGGCCUGGAGUGCCAAUGGAAUGAAGCUUUUCUCUGGUGAUGACAAAGGAAAGGUUGUGUACUCUGCUGUGGACCUGGAUCAGGUAUAGCAACUUUCAUUCUUUCAGUUAUGUGCUGUUUGUUUUCUAACCAACUUCUCUCACAUAUGUGUUGUACCCUUAUACUCUCAGGGUGUAUGUAACCCAAUAUUGCGGUUGGAGCUUUGACUUGUGUUGUAUCCUCAUAUCCUUAGGGUGUGUGUAACCCAGUGCUGCUGUUUGAGGAGACCUCAGCCAUAGUCCAGCUGGAGUACAGUCAGAAAGUCCUGCUCAUCUCCUCUCAUCAGAGAUCCUUGCUCUUCAACACCCAGGAGCAGGCCCUGCAGCAGCUGGGCACCAAGCCUAGGAAGAGGUAGCCUACAUGUUGCACUUAUUCAUUAAAUGUAACACAACUUAUACAUCAGUGACUUUUCAGCAACAAAUCAAUUAUGUCCCCUUCAGACAAUUUAUUGAGACAUUUCAAUUUUCUCAGUUGAGCAUCUUCAUAUUUUUCUGAUAUAUUAAACCAGAGAGGAAUAGACAGAGCAAUAUAAUCUAAGCUCUGAAGCUAUGUGUAUAUCUUAUAUAUUUCUCUUGCAUUAUUAUUUUCCUCGAAGCAAUGGGAAGUUUGGUGCAUGCUUCCAGCCAGGCCUGUGUAAGCAGAGUGACCUGCUGGUCUAUGCAGCGAGACCUGGCCUUCGGUUGUGGCGGACGGACGUGCGAGGACUGGUGGAGGACACACGGGUCCUGAAGCCUCUGUUCAACCAGCAGGUGCCCCAGUUUGAGCUGUUCCCCAGGUCGGCCCCCACGGGGGGCUACCGACCCCAGGAGAGGCAGCUGGGCCUGGUGAGCUGCUUCCUCAGAGAGGGCUGGGUCCUCAGCUGGAAUGAAUACAGUGUCUACGUGUUGGACUGCCUCAACCAGGUAAAGAUACCCUCAGGCAGGAAUGGAUACUAAACUAAUAAUACAUGGAUUUUAUUUAGCGCUUGUUACAAUGUUUUGUUAGAGAGUAAUAGCGAGAGGUGGUUAGAGGUGUAUCAGUUGAGACUGCAGAGAAUGUAGUAAUUUAAGCCAUCUUAAAUUUGAUUGCCUCAACCACAAGGUAAUCAAGUGUGGAUUGCAUGUGUUACAAAUUAUAUUUUGAUGGAGAAUAAUAAAAGAUAGGUAAGUGAAUCAGCUGAGAGAAUACAGGUACUGGUAAUUGAAGUCAUCUUUGUGUCCUGCCAGUGUUAUCUUAAGGGUUGCACACAUCGCACCGAAUGUGGAUCUCCCGUUGACGUCUGACUGCCGACAUUUUCGUGAGAUUCUACAUGUAAAAUCGUUUUUCACUCGGUUCACAAGUAGUCUCGGCAGGCAAACGCUAAUGGUGUGUUCGAGCCCUUACAAGAAGUCGAUCUGUCAAUGUUAUUUUGUCUUUGACUUUCAAGGUGAUCAUCGGUGCGCUGGAAAGCUGCGGGGACAUUGUCUCUGUAUCAUGCACUGAAAAUGAGAUCUUCAUCUUGAAAGGAGAUCGAGACAUCGUUCGCAUCUCCAAUACUCCCGAGGGCCUGGCUUCCAACAGUAAGAUGGUCAUAUUGUAUUUUGUUUGUUUGAAUACAUUGAAACCACUGGACUACAGUUCAAACCAACCAGAUGGUGGAAAGAGAGACAAUCAUGAUCGCCAGAUAACACUUUCUUUAGUCCUAGACUUUCACUUUAAUUUCUUGUAUCUCUAUAGUCUUUCUCUGAUAAGUCUUCUCUUAACCUUCUUCCUGUCCAGUUUCUGAGUUGUCCCUCCGUCUGACCUCUCCCCUGACCACUCCCACCAUCCUGCUCCCCCCCACCGGCUCCGUGGAGACAGCCCAGCCUAUCAGGACCAUUGCCAUCAUCACAGAGCAGGGGGAGAGGGAGAGGCUGGUGGAUGAGGAGGAGGUGGAAGAGGUGGAAGAGGUCCUAGAGCAGGACCAGCUGAGUGACAACCCCGAGGCGGGGGAGGCCGGAGCCCUGGUGGAGAGGCCUGAAGUGGGGGAGCGACUGGGCCACCAGAGAUGGAGCAGUGUAGGGGGCACCAGUGAGUCUCGUAGCCGCAGCAGCUCCAUCACAUCUUGGGAUAGCGUUCAGGGCACGAUGCUCUCCACCACCACGGAGCAAUCGGACCUCUCCUCCAGCCGCUAUAGUGCCAUAAAUCAGGAGGACUUCCAGCAGGAGCUGGUGGUCAAGGCCAUCAAAGUCAAGAAGAAGGCCAAGAGGAGGAGACAAGGUGAGUUGCAGUAGUGACUGAUUUGAUAAGGCUCUGAUUUUCAACAAAGGGUCAAGAAAACUUUCAGAUCUAGUGUUCUUUGCUCUGGUUGAUGACAAAAUGUUCCAAAACGGCUCCAAAUUGCAUUUUAAUAGCUUUAAAAACGUUCAUUGCUUGUCUUAUAAUGACCUUUCCCAUAUGAGUCAGGAUUCAAUACAUUAGUGUCAACUUAAUUGCUGCUAUGUUCUCCCUCUCUCUCUCUUUUUCACUCUACAGAAAGUGGAAACCGCAUAUGUGAGCAGCACAACAGCUGGUCUGAGAGCAUUUGCAGUCGGGAUGGAGGAGGGGGCAGCGACGGGGGUGCCAGCACCCCUAUGAGUGAGCCCCCAUCCGCCUCCGACCACACCAGUCUCCUGUGCAGCAGUCUGGACCUACAGAGCAGGAGCAGUGGAUCCCCAGACCAGGAGGGAUCCAUCAGUGGAGGUUCCCCAGAACUAAAUACCUCUGGAGCUCAGAGCCAGGGUGGUGGCCAGGGACAAGACCCUCUGAUUCAGACUCAACCCCCUGGGACUCAGCCUCCCUCCUGCCCCGCGUCUCUGCCCUUCCAGGACAUGGAGUGUCAGUCCUACCCAGAGAACGGCAACGGCCCCUCUGCCACAAACAAACAGGGAGAGGCCCCUACGCCAGACGUAGACCUUCUACUGGAGUGCACCUUUGCCUACAUGCAGACCUCAGAGGACCGGGACCCCAUUGAGGAGCAGGAGGAUGACUUCCUGAGCCCCCUCAUUGGGCCGGAUGACUCUGAAGACCAGGACGACCCCCAACACCAGCACCGUCUGCUGGAUCUGGAACCUCCUAGUUGUGCUGAUCAGAUGUGUUAUUCGCUGGAGCCUGAGCAAUGCCCCUCCAGUGACGAGGAGGACAUCUACGCUGCCCAGGGAGUCCCGUACUCAGCCUCCAACAUCAGCCUUGGAGACGGCCUCAACUCCCUCAACCUCCAGGGCUCCAACAUCGGCCAGCAGGACCAAGACAAGACCGUAAUAGAACACACAUGUUGUGUGUUGGUUCGGCUUCCUUCCUCAGUGUUUGUGCUGCUACAGUACAUUGCAUUCAGUUUCAUUCUGACACUAUAUGACUAGUAGUGUCACAUCAAAAUAGAAGCAUUGACUCAUUUGAUUGUUGUAACACGGUUGGAUAGUCUUCACCGUAGAAUGCUAUUCAAUACCAACAGUUCUGUGCCUGGUUUAACCCUCUCUCCUCUCGUCUCCUCUGUAGUUGGCAGAGAGCUGGAUGGGCUACACAGGGCCAGGCUGUGGCAUCCUGAACCUGGUGGUGACUGACCGAUACAUCUGGUGCCUGGACUUUAAAGGAGGCCUGUACUGCAGUGCCCUUCCAGAUGGGGGGCUGAGCUGGCAGAAGUUUGAGGAGAACGUGCAGCAGGUGGCACUGUCACCUUCAGGUGAGGAUGUCUAUAAUAUGAUCAUUUAGCUCCAGACGCGUUUAUUCACAGUGACUCUGUCUAUUAUGCGGAAUAGAUAGAAGGUAUUGUGGUUCCUGGUCUACAUUGUUGUUGCCUCUAUUUGAGAUGAGCAUUCAAUGUAUUGAUCCUUUGGGGGAGUUGAUAAGUUCAUUACCCAAGAUUUCUCCUUUGGAUGUAAAUACUAGUGGUUUGUCCUGGCUGUUACAUUGAAGUCUGAUUUCAUUUCAGGGUCCCUGCUAUGGAAAGUGGAACAGAAGACCAUGACAGCGUAUGCAUGUGGUAAGGUCACCAUCAAAGGCAAGAGGCACUGGUACAAAGCCCUGGAGGAUUCUGCCUUUGUGGCGCUUAGUGAAGACACAGCCUGGAUCAUUCGUGCUAGCGGAGACCUUUACCUGCAGACAGGUGAGAUAGAGUUAACCACAGGGAAGGAGUUUGUGACUAUGUACACUAUACUCAUGAGGCUUGUUCUUCUUAACUAUCUGCUUUAAGAAUUAGAUGACUUUAUUGGUCAAACCACUUUACACACAAGGUUCAACUGAAAUUUGACUUCCUCUUUGAACCCAACCCUUCCGAAAGACACACAUACAUCUUUUUGGAGAGGUGCGGUGAGCUACCACGCUGGGCGCCCGGGGGGGUUACAACGGCAGGCAACAAUGGCAUUUGAUACCAGCAACCCUCCAGUUGCCAGCUCACCUCCCAACAGAUUAUUCCAAUCGAACCCAGGAUUCGAGCUUGCAAUCCUCCGCUUGCUGUCUUGCCUCUCUAACCGCUAGGCUACCUGCCACCCCCUUGCUCAUUCCACUAUGGAGUAGAGAUGAAGAGACUUACUAGAUCUGCCACUACAUUUAGCAAAUUCAUUGCUGCAUAGAAAAGGUGCUCACAGGAAGUUUCUAUAAUAUGGUUUUUGUGACAAACCAUUUUACUUUAUUUUAAAUGUAAUUUGUUAAUAUAGGCUAUUUUGACUAUUCAAUUCACUCCUCCAUUUGAAACAAGACUUCAGGGUUUCAGCAGCAGGUGGCCUCAGGUUAUUAAGAAUAUUACAUCUUGACCCUGUUUAUUGGCAAAGUCUCAAGCCAGCAAAUAAGUUCCUGAAAUUAACCAAUCGGCCAUUAGAUGGCGCUGUUCAGGGGCCAUAAUAAAUAGUAUCAUACGUCACUGGCUAAAUCAGUUUAGAGGUAAUCAUAAUGCUGUAUAGAUGCCAUAUUUGGGAUGAGAAUAAUGAGGCCAAAUAAAUCCCAAACAUUACAAAAUAAUAUCUGUCCCUUGUAUUAUGAUGGCUUGUAAACAACACAGCUAAACCUGCUGAUCAAGACAAGUAGUAUUAAUUCCCUGGUUGUGUAAGGAUGUUAGUUGUACAUAAAGCAUGACUCUAGCAGCUGUUCUGACAUAUCCAGAGCCAACACACACAGAGGCCUGUUCAUGAAAUUACAUGCUGUGUAUGUCUAUGUCUAAUAUUCACUUUGGAGACAGACAUCAAAGAAAUUGAAGAUUAGGGAUGGGUGGGCAUAGUGUUGCUGCAAGCUUGUAAUUUUUAGUGGCACAUUUAGUUUGAAUUAGAUAUGAUCAACUAAGAAACGAAUGGGAGACUGCUAUACUGCUAAUAGUCUAGACUUGGCAUGAUUAACAUUCUGUUUACAUACAGACAUGCACUCACUCACUCACUCACAAAAACACAACAAAUGCAAUAACUCACAAACUAAACCCUGACUGUGGUUGUGAUCCCGUCCUGCAGGGUUGAGUGUGGACCGUCCAUGUGCGCGGGCUGUGAAGGUGGACUGCCCGUGCCCCAUGACCCAGAUCGCAGCACGGGGCGGUGUGGUGUGGGCCCUCAGCGAACACAGGGCCGUCUUCUACAGAGAAGGCCUCAGCAGCUACUGCUCUGAGGGGGAAAUGUGGAAGUACGACAAAAUCAGGUAGAACCUUUUCUGUGUCAUAGACCCCAGUAACGGUGAUAGUUCAGUUCGCUGUGCUUGGUUCUCGUGAAACCCCUAGCAGUUGUCAUGUGGUCGUUCCAUUGAAUUGUAAUCCAACAAUGACUCUUUCACCUCUUUUGAAAAGAGGAAGGAAGAUGUGUGUCAUACAGGCCUAGUAACAGUGAAAGUUGAGUUAGUAGUGACUGACCGGGGUUCAAAUCCAGCUCUCCAGCGCACCACAAGACUGUGUUAGCCUGAGCUAAAGGGAGCUAAUGCACGUCUUCAGGACUCACUCAGGCAAUGUUAGCUAUGCUUUCUUUGCUAAUCAUUACAUAUUUGUGUGUGUGUUUUACCUCCUUCCAAAGUGAGAGUCAAGGUCUGGAGCCCAUCUGUAUAGCCCUGGGAGAGAAAAACACGGCCUGGGCUCUGGACACCGGCGGCAGUCUGUGGUUCAGGACUGGAGUCACUGCCAAAAAGCCCCAGGGGGACGAUGACCACUGGUGGCAGGUUGGUAUCCUAUUGGACUUGUGUUCAAUGUUACUCACACCCAUCAUUUCCAUCAGCCCUCUAUUUUGCACUGAUCGUUUUUUAAGAAUAUGUAUUUUUUAAGUCAAAGGGGUUGCAUUACAGACUUCACCCUGAGAUGACUGGCUCACCUUCUAAUGCUUAUAUAUUUCUGGCCUUUUGUUCCCUCCCUCCCUCCCUCCCUCCCUUCCUCAGGUGAGCAUCACAGACUAUGUGGUGUUUGACCAGGGCAGUCUGUUCCAGACUCUGAUCCAGGCCACUCAAAACGUGGCCACGGCCACCAAGGCUCCGGUGGAACGGGUAGCGGAGUGCCUCCGCGUGGCCUUCCUGUCCCAGCAGUCCCAGUGCCAGCCUAGCCUGGUCUCCUCCAACACCACUGGCGUCUGGAUUGCAUCUGGCAGGAACGACUUCCAUGUCGCCAAGGGCAGCCUCAGUGGUAUGUUAUGAGACCUCAAUACUUUUGUUAACUCCCCAAGCUAAUGCCUAUGCUUAAGCUUAGUGGGUUAACAGAGAUGCUCAGUCAGGAGGCAUUUUAAUUGUUGUUUUCUGUGUUGGAAUGCAAUUUAUAGAAUGCCCUUUAUGACAUAACCACAUUCCACAGAAACACAACUUCAUCAGCUAAGCCUUAAGGCCCGGUUCAAAUACAAGAUGGUUUUAAGCAGUUUUAGAACAAUGUUUUCUUGGUCUGAGUACUGUAGUUUUAGAACGUCUCAUGUCGGUUGCUGGAAUUUCCAAUAUUCAACAUGUAAAAUCUUAGCAAAAGACUUGAGACGAGACGGGUCCGUUUAAAUCCGAGAACAGUGAGCUGACGUUCUGUGUUUAGCCAAGCAGGCUAGCUAGCUAUUUUUCUGCAGUUAGAAAGCCUAGCUUGCUGUUAUUUCUCUGACAAGUCACAAAGUGUGCCUUGUUUCUGGUGCAUGUAUUUCAUAAUACUUGUUUGCUACAACACCGUUUGCUACAAUACCGCUUUCUACAGCACCGUUUUCUACAGCACCAUUUGCUACGACAUCGUUUGCUACAAGAAGUGGCAUCUUAUUUUUCAAAGUUUCAUCACGUCCUUGGAAAGAGGCACCGUUACCGUGGAAACGGUCUUAACUCUGCGCCCUAUAUUUUUGAUCUGAAUGCCCCGUCUUUGGUCAGUUAUACAACACAAAUUUAAAAAACGGGCUAGUUUUGUGUCGUCUUGUCUCCUUAUGUUAGCUGUUGUAUCUGAACUGGGCUUUAAUGCAAAAACUCUUUGCAUUUCUUUACUGACACCUUCUCAAAGGUCAAAGUGUGUUAAGGCAGUAUGAUGGACAGUGACUUUUGUGAUAACACUGCAGGAUGUUCAGUGUGACAUUGAUGUUUUGUGACCCCACAGGUACAUUCUGGCAGGGUGUGGUACCCAGAGGAACCGUCUCUGCCACGAAGUGGGCCUUCGUCUACUCCUCGGCUUUACUCAGUAAAGAAGGUAGAUUGGUGACCACUCUUUUCUUUGUGAACACAUAACAACAUGAUAUAACCCCUACCCUCCCUCCACCUUAUGGCAACAACCCAUCUCAAAUAAAUGAACAGAAAUAAAGAAGACCACUCCUUUGACUUUACAUUACAUACUGUCGCUGUUGUGUAGUAACAUCUGCCCCUGUUAUCUGUGUCUCUCUGUGUAUUACAUCACCAACAUGUGACUGUGUUUGUCUCUGUAGGGAGCUUCCUGUGGCUGGGCCAGAGCAGGAAAGACCUGUUCUGUGUUUGGGACCAGGAUGGUCAGAUGCACCCCACCACAGUCCAGCUGCCCCAGGACAUAGAGAUGGUGCAGCUCACUGCCUGCCGCGAUGCCCUGUGGGGACUGGACCUCCACGGCCGUGUCCACAUCCGCACCCUCUCCACCGGCUGCCCCACUGGCAUGCACUGGAAUCUGCUGGACCUCAGCCAGCUCGGUAAGGCCAUACUGUUCACACAUGGAAAUAAAAUUGGUUGCCUCAUCAGACAGAUCACAAGCUAG